AGUGACAGUUUCCGGGUCGCCGAGGCCGCCCGGCGGCUCAGGCUUCGGGCUGUGCUGCUGUCCGGUCUAUGGAGUCAGCGGGUGGCCGUGGCGUCGCGGAGGCCGGCGGUGCUGCGCGAGUCGGGGCCUGUGGCCCGCCAGGAUGCUGCCGGGCUUGGCCGCCGCCGCUGCGGCACACAGAUGGAGCUGGUCCUCCGUGUGGCGGCUCCGUCUGCGCUGCAGGGCGGCGGCCCGCGGCUCCAGCGACCGCCUGGAAUGGCAGAAUGUGGUGACAUUUGGACGCUUUGCAAAUGUAGCUCCUUGUGGUCGACCAUAUGCUUGUAUACUAAGUCCAGUAAAGCUGUACUCUACAAAUGUCCAGAAAGAAGGGCAGGGUUCUGAAACUCCCAGAGUGGGAAAAGUACCAUCAUUUGAUGAAACAGUGGAAAAUAUAGGUGCGGAACUCAAGGCUCCACUGAAAGAACCUCUCCAAGUAAGAGUCAAAGCAGUCCUUAAGAAAAGGGAGUAUGGAUCUAAGUACACACAGAAUAAUUUCAUCACUGGAGUCAGAGCAAUCAAUGAGUUCUGCCUUAAAUCCAGUGAUCUAGAACAGCUGAGAAAAAUCAGGCGGCGAAGUCCUCAUGAAGAUACGGAGUCUUUUACUGUGUACCUGAGAUCAGAUGUGGAGGCAAAAUCUUUGGAAGUUUGGGGAAGCCCUGAAGCUCUUGCCAGAGAGAAGAAACUACGCAAGGAAGCAGAAAUAGAAUAUAGAGAACGGCUGUUUAGAAACCAAAAAAUAUUAAGAGAAUAUAGAGAUUUCUUGGGAAAUACCAAGCCACGCUCUGGAACGGCAUCAGUGUUCUUUAAGGGACCAGGAAAAGUGGUGAUGGUUGCCAUUUGCAUCAAUGGAUUAAACUGCUUCUUUAAGUUUCUUGCCUGGAUUUAUACGGGAUCAGCAAGUAUGUUUUCAGAAGCUAUACAUUCAUUAUCUGAUACUUGUAAUCAGGGGUUACUAGCCGUGGGCAUCAGCAAGUCAGUACAGACACCAGACCCUUCACACCCGUAUGGAUUUUCAAAUAUGCGCUACAUUUCUUCACUAAUUAGUGGUGUUGGUAUUUUCAUGAUGGGAGCAGGAUUAUCUUGGUACCAUGGAGUCAUGGGAUUGCUUCAUCCUCAGCCAAUAGAAUCUCUUCUAUGGGCAUAUUGUAUUUUAGCAGGAUCAUUGGUAUCUGAAGGAGCUACACUUCUUGUUGCUGUAAAUGAACUUCGUAGGAGUGCUCGGGCCAAAGGAAUGUCAUUUUACAAGUAUGUGAUGGGAAGUCGUGAUCCUAGCACGAAUGUCAUCCUGUUGGAGGACACUGCUGCAGUGCUGGGUGUGAUGAUAGCAGCCACUUGCAUGGGUCUUACGUCUGUAACAGGCAAUCCACUGUAUGACAGCCUGGGUUCUUUGGGAGUGGGCACCUUGUUAGGUGUGGUCUCAGCUUUUCUCAUCUACACUAACACAGAGGCCCUCUUGGGGCGAUCCAUCCAGCCAGAACAAGUGCAACGGCUUACUGAGCUAUUGGAGAACGACCCUUCAGUAAGGGCAAUUCAUGAUGUUAAAGCCACCGAUCUGGGAUUAGGUAAAGUCAGAUUUAAGGCAGAAGUAGAUUUUGAUGGACGAGUUGUUACAAGAUCCUAUUUGGAAAAACAAGACUUCGACCAAAUGCUGCAAGAAAUUCAAGAAGUAAAAACUCCAGAAGAACUAGAGACAUUUAUGCUUAAGCAUGGAGAAAAUAUUAUUGAUACCUUAGGAGCUGAAGUUGAUAGACUUGAGAAGGAACUAAAAAAACGAAAUCCUGAAGUUCGGCAUGUAGAUUUGGAGAUACUGUAAGCAUCACCUUGGGAGCACGCUUUUCCAACCACUGGACGUGGCCUGUUUUCUCCUUGUCCAUGCUGACCACAGCGCCAUCCAGUGGCCAUCGCGCCUGAGAGGAAGGAAGCGCUGUGCUAGAACAGCAAUGGAACAGGCCACAGACAGAACUAGAGCUGCCUUACUUGUGGAUGACACAUCACAAGUCAGAUCACUCUGCAGCUGGCGAACGCGCUGCUACUUCAGUUGUUGAUAAUUUCUCAUUCUAGCCUGCCAGUGUGUAUUGUACCUUGCAAUCAUGUUUCCUUGCUUCCCAU
Ochotona princeps (American pika) is the source of this 2148-nucleotide messenger RNA. It is a transcript of the gene SLC30A9, whose product is annotated as solute carrier family 30 member 9. The transcript is spliced from 18 exons. The record is from RefSeq and is a predicted model, not a curated record. Gene Ontology annotation, molecular function: monoatomic cation transmembrane transporter activity. Bases 143 to 1852 code for a protein of 569 amino acids. NCBI's taxonomy places the organism in Eukaryota, Metazoa, Chordata, Mammalia, Lagomorpha, Ochotonidae. Gene Ontology annotation, cellular component: membrane; nucleus. Gene Ontology annotation, biological process: transmembrane transport; zinc ion transport; positive regulation of transcription by RNA polymerase II.